AUGACCAAGACUGUUGAUGAAGCUAAGGUUCUUAUUGAGAAUCUUGCAGCUAGUGAUUGUAACAACUGUCCUGAUUAUGACCGCUCAAGCCGCACCACUACUAGCUCCCCUGAUUCUUUUCAAAUGACUGAACUCAAGAACAUGAUGGCUCAAGUUCUUAAGGGACAGCUCAAGCAUAUCAAUGCAAUAGAAGGGAUGAGUGAUGCUAAUGAAGAUUCAUCAAGAGAAUGCAUGGGAGAUUUCUCUAAUGAAGCCAAUGAAGAAGAUGUGAACUACAUUGGAAACUAUGGGAACAAGGGAUACAAUCCAAGCUAUCGCCCAAAUCCCAACAUGUCUUAUAGAAACCCCAAUGUGGAGAAUCCUCAAGACCAAGUGUAUCCUCCAAGGUAUCCACAACAACAAAGACCUCCUUACCAAUCUCAAGGAAGUCAAUUUCAGCCAAGGCAAGGAUAUGAGCAGAGAUCAUCAUAUCCGCCCAAGGAGCCAUAUGCUUCUUCACCAAAUCAAGCUCCUCCAAACCAACAAGGUGGAAGAUUUGAAGGAAUCCUCCAACAGAUCAUGGAUGGCCAGAAGAGAAACACUAAAGAGAUGUAUGAGAAGAUGGACACUUUGUUCAGCAAUCUCAACACCAAGUAUGAUGCUGUUGCCACUCAUGUGAAGAAACUAGAGACUCAAGUCACUCAAACUAUGGAAGCUGUUAAGAGACAGGAAGCUGAAUCCAAGAAGUCCUUUUGCAACUCAGCCGCCAUAGAAGAAAGAUUUGAAGACCAAGUUCCAGAAUGGAUGCUUUCAAAACCUACUGUUGAUUGCAUGAUUUGGCCUGAAGAGAAUUACCCAGAGAGAGAGUCCAAUCGAGCUAGAAAGAGAAGACUCUUCCCAAAGAUUAUCCCCAAGACAGAUAACUCAGGAAAGUUUGCUGUGCCUUGUAUCAUCAAAGGUAACAUUCUUGAGCAAUCUUUGUGUGACACAGGAGCCAAUGUGAACAUCAUGUCUAAGAGGAUAGCUGACAAGAUAGGCCUCACCAAGAUAGAGCCAUCAUCCAUCUCCAUCAACUAUGCUGAUUCAUUCUCACAAACACCCUAUGGCUUUGUGCCUAAUGUGAUGGUGCAGAUUGGAAAUUGCUCUAUCCCUACUGAUUUCCAGAUUGUGGAAAUGAGAGAGAGUAGUCCAUAG
Molecule: messenger RNA, 1173 nt
Organism: Microthlaspi erraticum
Lineage: Eukaryota; Viridiplantae; Streptophyta; Magnoliopsida; Brassicales; Brassicaceae
Source: the annotation of a GenBank genome assembly